CCUUGGAUACAGCCGGAUUACAUAAUGUUUGUAUAAAUACUGCUCAGGGGGAUGUUCAGACUCACAGCAUCAUCAGGCCUGCAGGUGCCUCAGGGUCUCUAGAGCAGUUUGUGUCUUUAUCUUUCCCUCCCAUGCAGGUCCGAAAUUGACUGGGGAAAAAUACCAUCGCUCAGCAUGGAAAGUGCAGUGUUCUCCUGCUGGCUCCUUUUCCUGAUGUUCAGCCCAGCUGUUCCCAUGUGUUUACCCACUGACUUCACCCUGUAUGUGGAGAGGCCAGAGUGCGACUUCUGUGUGGCUAUCAACACGACCAUCUGCAUGGGCUUCUGCUACUCAAGGGACAGCAACAUGAGGGAUAUACUCGGCCCACGCUUCCUUAUCCAGAGAGGCUGUAGCUAUGACAAGGUGGAAUACCGCACAGCCAUACUGCCCGGCUGUCCGGUCGACGCCAAUCCCAUCUUCACCUACCCCGUGGCUCUCAGCUGCCACUGCGGUGCCUGCAAGACUGACAGCAAUGAGUGCGCACACAGGGCCAGUGUGGACGGAGCUAGGUGUACCAAACCAGUAAGCCGUAUCUACCCAUAUCCUGGCCAAAACAACUACAUGAUCCCUUUCUGAUUCUUCUCUUGUUACCAGCUUGUCCCUUUAUUCUUUGUUAAAAUUACCAAACCAAGACUGCACAACCCAUGAAUAUUUUUAGAAGAGACAAACGUCAUCCUCUAGCUUGUGAUGAAUAUAGUGAUAUCUGUCUGUUCUGGUACUUAUUGUUCCAGCAUGAUUUACUGUGUCUUUGUUGCCCAGCGUGUCUGCGCUCUUCUCAGUUUACAAUGGGGGGUGGGGGUUGAUCCUGGACCGUAUUUUUGCCUGCAUCAUUAUUUAUCCUCCUGUGCUGUACACUCGUGUGUGUGACUCCCAGACUUAUUGUGUUUACUGUGAAAAGGGAUACUCUGAAUUCAACCCAAUUAAAGCUAAAGUCUUUAAAUAG
Messenger RNA from Epinephelus moara (kelp grouper), 982 nucleotides. RefSeq names its product thyroid stimulating hormone subunit beta a (gene tshba). The transcript is spliced from 3 exons. The record is from RefSeq and is a predicted model, not a curated record. The coding region runs from base 175 to 615 and encodes 146 amino acids. Gene Ontology annotation, biological process: G protein-coupled receptor signaling pathway. Gene Ontology annotation, cellular component: cytoplasm; extracellular region. Lineage: Eukaryota; Metazoa; Chordata; Actinopteri; Perciformes; Serranidae. Gene Ontology annotation, molecular function: hormone activity.